UCUGUGGCUCGUUUUACCAUCCUAUAACUUGCCUCAUAGUAAAGCACUUGUCCAAUUAUACCAAUCUACAUAAAGCAAGUUUAAAAAAAACCUACAUAAAGCAAUAUACAGUGCAUUUCAAUCAAGACAUGGAUAUGAAUCAAACGAAAGCGCAGCAAUGUGUUGCCCAAUCCGGAGGCAACUCAAACGACCCCUUUGCCACAUGCGGAAAUCUCGCGAUCGCCCGACAAAAUCACGGACGAAAUUCACUUGCUUCCCGGGAAAAAGCGAGCCAGGUACAAGAGCGGCACAUGCUAGGUGUCGUGCAAGCAAUCUGCUCUCGCCGCUUCCCGUCUUCAGUUCUUUAUGCCGCUCGGUGCCAGCGGUGCGGCGGUGCGCGCCCCGAGCAGAGCUAGCUAGGUGAUUUAUUCGGCGCGGGAAUGGUGCCCGGGGCGAGGAUUCCGGCGGCGUCCGUGCUGCGUGGGCUCGUGGCGGUCGCCGGCGCGGCCGUCCUGUAUUUCUCCGGCGCCGCCGAGGCCCGCGUCCUCCUCACCCUCGACGACUUCGGCGCCGUCGGCGACGGCAUUGCCAACGUCACGCAGGUGUUCGUGGACGCGUGGACGGCGGCGUGCGGCUCCGAGGAGCAGGCCGUGCUCGCCGUGCCCGUCGCCAAGGCCUACCGGAUCUGGCCGGUGCAGCUCUCCGGCCCCUGCAAGAAGAAGCUCAAGCUGCUGAUUGCCGGGACGAUCGUGGCGCCGGCGAGUCCGGACGAGUGGGCGGGGAGGGACCCGAUGAAGUGGCUGUACAUCUACGGCGUGGACGGCCUGUCCGUGAGCGGCGGCGGCACCAUCGACGGCGUCGGGCAGGAAUGGUGGGCGCGCUCCUGCAAGCGCAAGAAGACCCAGUGGCAGGGCGAACUUUGCUUGGGGAGGUUUUGUGAUGACCAACCAUGGCAAUGUGCAGGCGGGAAGUUUGUCUCGGGACACAAGAGUAUGGGUGCAAGCUACGACCUGCUUCGUCCCACGGAACUCAUCCAUAAAUUUAAUAUGAGUUCAUCGAUACUUAAAAUUAACACUUCAUUUUUAUUAUGGUGUUGCCCAGUAGCCCGCCAAGCUUGCAUCCCUACACAAGAGCACAAAAUGCGUGCGUCAUGUUGCUAUGCUCUAAGAGGAUUGUUCUAGAGAAUCAUGGACCAAAUAGCUAGGCUAGUUUGUAGAAUAUUCUCGAGGUGCCACAUGACAAGAUCCAGUCAAAAAGUAAAUCCUACGGUCGAAGACACUAGGAUUUUACACUUCUCCGCCAUUAGAUAAAACUAUCUCUACAACUAAUAUUUCAAGUUAUUUGUACACGAUAUAGUAAAUAUAGAAUAGAAACCAUUAUCGAGAUAUUUGUUAAGCAAUAUACUUUAUAAUGUUUAUAAGGAAACAAUGUAGAAGGAUAUUAAAACACAUAAGAACACACAAACAAACACGUAAAAAACAUAUGCUAGUUUUUUUUAAAAUU
Molecule: messenger RNA, 1482 nt
Organism: Aegilops tauschii subsp. strangulata
Lineage: Eukaryota; Viridiplantae; Streptophyta; Magnoliopsida; Poales; Poaceae
Product: probable polygalacturonase At1g80170
Biological process (GO): carbohydrate metabolic process
Molecular function (GO): polygalacturonase activity
Source: RefSeq, a predicted model, not a curated record